This is a messenger RNA of Elephantulus edwardii (Cape elephant shrew), 1002 nucleotides long. RefSeq names its product proline-serine-threonine phosphatase interacting protein 2 (gene PSTPIP2). Gene Ontology annotation, biological process: actin filament polymerization. The record is from RefSeq and is a predicted model, not a curated record. The transcript is spliced from 14 exons. NCBI's taxonomy places the organism in Eukaryota, Metazoa, Chordata, Mammalia, Macroscelidea, Macroscelididae. Gene Ontology annotation, cellular component: plasma membrane; cytoplasm; actin filament. Gene Ontology annotation, molecular function: actin filament binding. The coding region runs from base 1 to 1002 and encodes 333 amino acids.
AUGGAUCGAUUCUAUGAGGGAGUGGUGGAAAGCUCGGACAUCCUCAGCACCGUCGGUUAUGACAGCAUCAUCCAGCACCUCAACAAUGGCCGCAAGAACUGCAAAGAAUUUGAAGACUUUUUAAAAGAAAGGGCAUCAAUAGAAGAGAGAUAUGGCAAAGAUCUGCUCAGCCUCUCUAGGAAGAAGCCAUGUGGACAGUCUGAGAUCAACACUCUGAAGCGGGCCCUUGAAGUCUUCAAGCAGCAAGUAGACAAUGUGGCACAGUGUCACAUUCAGCUUGCACAGACUCUAAGAGAAGAGGCCAGGAAAAUGGAAGAAUUCAGGGAAAAGCAAAAGCUACAGCGGAAAAAGACAGAAGUUAUAAUGGAUGCGAUCCAUAAACAAAGGAAUUUACAAUUCAAGAAAACUAUGGAUGCCAAGAAAAACUACGAGCAGAAAUGCCGGGACAAGGAUGAGGCGGAGCAGGCCGUCCACAGGAGUGCCAACCAAGUGAAUCAAAAGCAACAGGAAAAGCUUUUUGUGAAAUUGGCCACGUCAAAGACGGCAGUGGAGGAUUCUGAUAAAGCCUACAUGACGCAUGUCAGCACGCUGGACAAGGUCCGAGAAGAGUGGCAGAGCGAGCACAUCAAAGCUUGUGAGGUGUUUGAGGCUCAAGAAUGUGAACGGAUAAACUUCUUCCGGAAUGCCCUGUGGUUACAUCUGAAUCAGCUGUCACAACAAUGUGUCACAAGCGAUGACAUGUAUGAGACGGUCCGUAAGACCCUGGAAAUGUGCAGCAUUGAGAAAGACAUUGAGUACUUUGUGAAUCAGCGAAAAACUGGGCAGAGUCCACCAGCACCAAUCAUGUAUGAGAACUUCUACUGCCCCCAGAAGAAUGCAGCCCCCCCAGGAAAGACUUCAGGACCUAACCCAGCAAGGAGAGGACCACUCCCGAUUCCUAGAAGUUUACCAGAUGACCCUGAUUACUCUUUGAUUGACAACUACAGUUUGCUUUACCAGUAG